Messenger RNA from Rotaria sordida, 963 nucleotides. Lineage: Eukaryota; Metazoa; Rotifera; Eurotatoria; Philodinida; Philodinidae. The record is from the annotation of a GenBank genome assembly.
AUGAAUUUGAUAAGACGAUCAUAUCCAAAUGUAAUUUUAAACUUUGAAAAAUCAAAAAAAAAAGAAUGCAAUCAUCGUUUACUUCUAAAGAAAUCUGAAGAAUCUAAACGAUUAGAACGACGACGAAAUCGUUUUACAAAUCAAUCAACAUCUAUAAUUAAUAAAUCAAUUCAAUUAACGAAUGAAACGAAUCAAUCCUUGAUAGGUACAUGUGAAAAAUUAGAAAAGAAUUAUCUUCGGUUAACAAGUGCGCCUAAUCCAUCAACAAUUCGACCAUUGGCAAUUCUUGAACAAGCAUUUUCUUUUGUUAUAAAUAAAUAUAAAUCAAAUAAUGAUUGGUCAUAUAUUAGUAAUCAAUUAAAAAGUAUUCGACAAGAUCUUAUGGUACAAUCAAUACGAAAUGAUUUUACAGUAUUAGUUUAUGAAGAAAAUGCUCGAAUAGCACUUGAAAUAGGUGAUCUUGAUCAGUUUAUUCAAUGUCAAGCACAGUUAGAAAUGUUAUAUGAUAGUGGUUGUAAUCGUACUAAUUUAAUUGAAUUUCUUAUUUAUCGUUUACUCUAUUCAUUAUUACUUAAUGAUUAUAAAAAAGCAAAUCGAAUUUUAAUUGAUAUUGAUGAAACAAAUAUAUUAUUAAGAAAGUCAAACAAUAUUGAUAUUGUUCUUGAAUUUUGUUCAUCAUUUCGUCGAAAAAAUUAUAUUCAAUUAUUUACACUCUAUAAAUCUUUACCUAAACUUGCUUGUUGUUUAGUAAAUUUUUUUAUUGAUAUUUAUCGUAAACAAAUGAUUCAGAUUUUAAUUUGGGGAUUUGCUCCAACACUUUCAAUUGAUGUUGUUACUACUAUGUUGGCUUACGAAUCAAAUGAGAUCUGUCGAGAACAUCUCAGUUCACUGGGUGUUAUAUUCAUCGAUGAAUCAAUGUCUAUUGAUUGUAAAACAAGUCGAACGAGUUUUGAUAAAAAAUGA